Messenger RNA from Solanum tuberosum (potato), 1900 nucleotides. RefSeq lists its product as uncharacterized. The coding region runs from base 662 to 1582 and encodes 306 amino acids. The record is from RefSeq and is a predicted model, not a curated record. Lineage: Eukaryota; Viridiplantae; Streptophyta; Magnoliopsida; Solanales; Solanaceae. The transcript has 2 exons. Gene Ontology annotation, molecular function: phosphoglycerate dehydrogenase activity.
AAAGAUUCAAUCUUUAUUACUUUUUAAACUUCUAAUCUAUGGUUCUGCAGGUGGGGUUGUGUUUGAUUUUGAUUAUUAUGUGUUUUCACCUUUCUUUUGUUUAAAACAAAAUUAAUGAUAAAUUUAUGGAUAAUGUUGUUUUGAUGCAAUUUUUAGUUAAAAACAAAACAAUUUGUGUGAGUAAUUCAUAUGAAGCUUCCUUUUGUUUGUGAAUCUUUAUGUUUCUUGUUUGUGUGAUCCCCUCCAUGUUUGGAAUAAAUUACCUUUUAACCCUUUUUGUAAGGUAGUCUAAUUUUCUUUUUAUAGCCUUGAUUCUGUCUUUUCUGUUCCUUGUAUCAAGGUAUUCUGUUCCUGGAAUUCUGUUUUUUUGUGGUACCUGGCAAAAUCUUCAUGUCCAUUUAUGCUUUCGGUUUCGGUUACGGUUCUUGUUUUGUUUUCUUUACAAACUAUUAGUGCUAUAUGAUUGUCUGAUUGGAAAAUGAAUGGAUGUAUGUUGUUAGCCAGAUCAAGAUACUCGUGAAGGCACCGUGUUGAGUAGGGAUUUGAAUUGAAACACGGUUCCUAGGCCUACGGGGGUGCCAGAUUUACGGUUCUAUGAUCAUGUUCUUGUUAUAUGAGUACAUGGUGAAGGAUUCUAGUGAGGGAUAAGCAGCUACGAUACAUGGAGAAUUCGCGUGAGUUUCUAAGCAAUGGAAAACCAGCUGAUCCUAGUCUUCAAAUUAUAAGGCACCCCUCUUACCAAUCUUGUGGGAAAUUAUCGUUAUCUUGGUUUGAUAUUAGAGUUUUUUACAUCAGAAUCAGCAAUUUUAUGGUUGAUGAUUCAACCCCAGAAAGUCUUACGCUUAACCAUAUCCCUCUAAGCCCCGAUACACUGCUUGAAGUAAAUGGUAAAAGAUGUUCUGUGUACUCAGAAGGAGCCUCUUGCUUUCUUCGAAGGGACCGUGUUGAUAAGAAAGCUGAAGAAGCUACAUUUGUGAGCACAGAUAGUAUAAGAUUGACUGGGAGUGUGAAUUUUGAGGUUUCGUAUAAAGAUGAUCUUUUUCUCUCUGGGACUUUGGAGAUGGCCAACAUCAAUGAUUCUCAAAACUGUCUUAGGAGAUGGAGCAUGAACUGUGAAUCAGUUAUGAGUGCUGGCAUGGGAUUUCUGAAGGGAAAACACAUUGUGGGUUCUGAAUCAUUGUCACCGACAAUUGAAGUCUAUGUUACCGGUUGCUUCGCUGGUACACCUAUCAUCUUAACUAAGACUUUGCAGCUAAAUCACAGGAAGAAGCACCAAAGAAAGGGUAUGUUAGACUCCAUUCCGGAGCAUGACACAUCUGAACAGCAUAAAGAAGUCUCAUCUGGACAUGAUCUGCAGGUAACAGAAUACAACAGAAACUACAAACCAGAAAGCGAAGAAGACUACAACAGCAUGUACUGGGGACGAACAGAACUUAUGGAUGGUGAAGACGGAGAAAUGUCCUGGUUCAAUGCUGGGGUCCGAGUUGGUGUUGGGAUUGGCCUUGGCAUUUGUGUAGGAGUUGGAGUAGGAGUUGGUUUAUUAGUCCGUACUACACGAAACUUAAGAAGGCGCCUUAUGUAAUUGCAUAGUAUACAUAUAAAGGCUAACAAAAGAGAGAUACUUGUUUUAAGAAUAUAUUCUACUUUUUAGACAUUUUCGACGUUGCUAACCAUUUUCUUUUUCAUGUGUAAUCUGUUUGCUGCAUUUUGGUGCUGAGGAGUGCAACAGUUGCUAAAGCUGUAUGGACAUGUUUUUAGGUAUUAUUGUAUCAUGUUGAGCUUGUUAUUUAAUGUGUAAAUAUUUAUUUUGACAAAAAAUAGGACGGAUUUUCAUAUGAGAACCUUAUAGCCUGGUAUUUGUGCCUUUUAAGCAAUGAUAAUAUAUGGGGUGUUCAUUUAA